Messenger RNA from Nematocida homosporus, 831 nucleotides. RefSeq lists its product as uncharacterized. The transcript has a single exon. The record is from RefSeq and is a predicted model, not a curated record. Bases 1 to 831 code for a protein of 276 amino acids. NCBI's taxonomy places the organism in Eukaryota, Fungi, Microsporidia.
AUGCCUGGGAUCCUGGAAUGCUCGGUGGAUUUCAAUAAGCCCAUAUCUGUGCGAGCUAGUCACGUAGUGUGCCGGACCCGGUGUGGCCGAGUCAUUCGUUUGCGCCUAUUUGAAAAGUCUGUGCCCGCUCGCCCCGAUGUGGCCAUUAAGUACACCCAGUGUCUAACCAAGCGAAUAGGCUACAAGUACUUGACUGCCACAAACAUUGGCUACAUUAACCGAGAGAGUCGACUAGCCCUCGAACAGCGCAUUGGUACCCGCAUUGUUCCCUGCGGCGCCAUUACAGAAGAUCUCAAGAAAACCUCGUAUAUCAGAGGAAUACUACAAUGCGAAAUGGGUGGCCGCCGAAGCGCCAUCAUUAAAGACUACGAUUUAGACCUUCCCGGCGAAUCCGACCCACAAGAGGUUCUGCAGCUAAUCAUCAACAAUGAGAAUCUCUUCCAUAAGAUUGCUGAACAACAAAAGAAGUUCAAUCGCUACGGAGUUGAAACCAUCCGCAUGCUGCAGAAGCGGUUCUUUGGGUGCUACCACCUCCAGAAGAAACGAGCCGGGGUGCAUCCUUUUGUUCUCAAAGGAUCCUGGACGCGAGAGAAGGCCAGCCGCUUCUUCUAUUCCUAUAAGACUUCCCUGGCCCUAGAAAGAGUUGCUUUAUUCAUCAAUCUCUUCCCCAAAGAGACAGAGCACACCACUAAGCUAGAAAUCAAAGGAAAAACUGUUUAUUACCACGUACGUAUUGAUCGCAUUGAUAUCUUAGAUACAAAUAGUACCAAAAAGCGUCUAGAGAGUAUCAAAGACAAAAAAUCUGUCCUCCCCAUUGAAAGUAAUGGAUAG